AUGUUGCAGAGAGCAGCAAGCAAUGCAUAUUCAUGGUGGUGGGCCAGCCACAUCCGUACAAAACAAUCCAAAUGGCUCGAACACAAUCUUCAAGAUAUGGAGGAGAAGGUACAUUACACACUGAAGAUCAUAAACGAAGAUGGAGACACUUUUGCGAUAAGGGCCGAGAUGUACUACCGCAAGAGGCCUGAGAUUGUUAAUUUCGUUGAGGAAGCGUUUCGUUCAUACCGUGCUUUAGCAGAACGCUAUGAUCAUUUGUCCACAGAGCUUCAAAGUGCCAACCACAUGAUCGCUACCGCUUUUCCUGAACAUGUUCCAUUUCCUCUCGACGACGACGAUGAUGAUGAUGAUGAUGACAACCCUGAGAAACCACCUAAGCCUCUUCAUCUCAUUCCCGGUGGAACUAACAUACCAGAGGUCCCUGAGAUUCCCAAGAAAGAGUUCAAGAGCCAAUCUCUGAUGUUGAGAAAAGGACCUGGCGAUAUUAAAAGUUCAGCAUCUUCUUGUGUACUGGUGAGUUCAGGAUUGAGCAAAGAAGAGGCACUAGAGGAGAUUGAUAAAAUCCAUAAGGGGAUCUUGGUGCUUCAGACAGAGAAGGAGUUUGUGAGGAGCUCUUACGAGCAGGCUUACGAAAGGUACUGGAGUUUGGAAGAUGAGGUUACAGAGAUGCAGAAGAGGGUUGUUAGUUUACAAGAUGAGUUUGGAGUUGGCGCAGAGAUCGAAGACGGUGAAGCCAAGACGCUUGUGGCCAGCACGGCUCUUACCUCAUGUAAAGAGACUAUCGCUAAGCUUGAGGAGACGCAGAAGCGGUUUGCCGAAGAUGCAGAAACUGAGAAGGAAAGGAUUGUUUCUGCAACAGAGAGGUUUGAAGCACUGAGGAACAAGUUCGAGAUGGUUAAUAUGGUAACAAACCAAGAGGCUAAGAGAGGUCAAGAAUCUAAAAAGGAAUCAAGAGAGGUUGAGUUGACUGAGAAUCUGAGUAAUGAAGAGUUUGCAGAGAAGAUAGAUGAGCUUGUGGAGAAAGUGGUGUCUCUGGAGACAACAGCUUCAUCUCACACAGCAUUGGUGAAGACAUUGAGAUCAGACACUGAUGAGUUACAUGAACAUAUUCGUUGUGUAGAGGAAGACAAGGCAUGCCUUGUUUCAGAUUCAAUAGAUAUGAAGAAAAGGAUAACAGCGCUUGAAGAUGAGCUGAGUAAAGUUAGAGACCUCUUCCAAAGAGUAGAAGAUCAGAACAAUGAUCUUCAAAAGCAUUUGGUUGAUGCUAAUGGCACAGCUAAACACUUAUCCGGAAAGUUACAGGAAGUCAAAAUGGAAGAAGAUCCUUCUAAGGAUUUAGAUUCAAUCUCAGAAGACACAGAGAUAAAGAGUGAAGAUGAGAUUAAAGAGGCCAUUCAAGAGACUGUGCAAGAAGAGAAAGAAGAGAUAAAAGACUCAGAAACAGAAAGCACUUGUUUUGGCACAGAGGGAGAAGAAGAUGAGGAGAGGAGAAACUGGAGGCAGUUGUUACCUGAAGACGGCGUGGAGGAUAGAGAGAAGGUUCUAUUAGAUGAAUACACUUCGGUGUUAAAGGACUAUAGAGAAGUAAAGAGAAAGUUAAGUGAAGUUGAGAAGAAGAACCGUGACGGCUUCUUUGAGCUAGCAUUGCAGCUGAGAGAGCUCAAGAAUGCUGUUUCUUGCGAAGAUUCUGAGUUUCAUUUCUUACGUCAGAAACCUGCAACGCCUGGAAAGGAUUCUGCACAAAGUAUGAGUGUUUCUCAUAGCUCUAACUCUUCAAUCUCCAUGGCGCCACAUCAUCAGCAAGGAGGAGAGGUGAAGGGAACACCACAAAGAGCAAAGGAAGAGGAGGUUAAGGUGAAGUUUGAAGUUACUGAAGACACUCCAAGAAAUAAGAUUCCAACUGUGGAAGAAAAAGUGCGUGGAGAGAUAGAUGCGGUGCUAGAGGAGAACAUCGAGUUCUGGUUGAGAUUCAGCACAUCUGUUCACCAGAUACAGAAGUACCAAACAGCAGUUCAUGACCUGAAAGCUGAGCUAUCUAAACUCAGUAGUAAUGCAUCAGAGGCAAAGCCUAUAUAUAGACACCUCAGAGAGAUUCGGACAGAGCUGCAGCUUUGGCUAGAGAAUAGUGCAGUCCUUAGAGACGAGCUCGAGGGGAGGUAUGAAACGCUUUGCAAUAUCAAAGACGAAGUUUCAAGGAUGACGUCUCAGUCAGGUGGUGGUACUAAAGUAAACGAUACAGAGAUAAGUGGUUACCAGGCUGCAAAGUUCCAUGGAGAGAUACUCAACAUGAAACAGGAGAACAAAAGGGUUUCUAACGAACUUCAAGGUGGACUUGAGCGUGCACAAACUCUGAGAAUCGACGUGGAGAGAGUUGUCUGCAAACUAGAAGAGGGUCUUGGGAUGUCGAAUGCGGCAGCUACAAGAUCUCUGAGCAAGAAAACUUCAUCAUCAUCAUCAUCAUCGCCUAGAAAGCCUAGGAUUCCACUAAGGUCAUUCUUGUUUGGUGUCAAGUUAAAGAAGUAUAAACAUCAGAAGCAACCUUCAUCAAUCUUCGCUUGUGUAAGUCCAUCUCCAGCACUGAACAAACAGUGUAGCUACCUUGUCCCACCUGAAAAGCUCCCUAUGAGUCCCUAA
This is a messenger RNA of Brassica oleracea var. oleracea, 2634 nucleotides long. Its product is annotated as protein NETWORKED 2B. Bases 1 to 2634 code for a protein of 877 amino acids. The transcript is spliced from 2 exons. Gene Ontology annotation, molecular function: actin binding. Lineage: Eukaryota; Viridiplantae; Streptophyta; Magnoliopsida; Brassicales; Brassicaceae. The record is from RefSeq and is a predicted model, not a curated record.